UAUUGUACACUGAGGGACAUUGGCGCGGUUUAACCUAAACCCGGCAGCAGUUCGUGCGUGAGCUUUCUGAUUUUUAUUCGAAACAAUGUCUGCUCAUCAAAAAUACAGAUACGAAAACGAUUGCAAACCUGAUGAAAACAGGAACAAAGGCGCUUCAAGAUGGUCCCAUUGUAGGAAACGCGGUGCAGAUGGUAGUAUGAGAAAAUCUCACGCGGUUGAAGAGCCUGGCAAAUGUUCACAGAGCUCACGCAGACCAGAAAGUUUCACAACCCCAGAGAGUGAGGGACCUGUGUCCAGAGUAAAAAACUGGGGAGAUGAGGUAGAGGCAGAGGAAAUGCGUUCAAAUGUCCAACGUGAUAUGCAUCGAUACAGAAGAAGGAUUCUUGAAGCAGAUUUUCCUCAAAGAGACAGAAAAAUCUCAUCUGGAAGUUCGGACUCCAGAGACUCUAGAGAUUCCAAAGAGUCUUCUGCUAAAGGUGACAUUGAGACAGACGAGGCCACACUCAUAAGAAGACAAAAACAGAUCAAUUAUGGGAAAAACACUCUCGCAUAUGACGGAUACAUUAAAGAAGUUCCCAAGCAUAUGAGACAGCCUGGUGUUCAUCCAAAGACUCCAAACAAAUUCAAGAAGUACAGCCGACGCUCCUGGGACCAGCAGAUUAAACUGUGGCGGGUCAAACUUCACGCGUGGGAUCCUCCUGCAGAAGAGGGAAGCGAUGUGCAGCAGAUAGAAGUGAUUGACCUUGGUGAAAUAAUGGACUUUGAGUUGGAUGUGGAGUGUUCAGCGGAUACUGAAUCCAAGUGUCCAACAUCCAGUGGAGCAUCGCUGUCUUUGGCAGAGGACUCAUUUACAGGAACCCCUAAAAAGAUUAUGAAAAUUGAGGAUACUGAAAUGUCAUGAGCAACUACACUAAGAUCCGAGGAUCUAUGAGAGAACUCCUGAGCAGCUGAAUUGUUUAAAUACACUGUUUUCCUUACUGUUUUGAGUGUUAUUGUAAAAUGCUUUCAACAGGUUCUGGUGUUUUUGUGAUAGCACAGGUUUUGACAGCUUCUUAAAGAGAAGUUUUUUAAAAGGUUUUGGCAGUAUCACUGAAUUCAACAUGUUCUUUCCACUUUUUCCUUUUUUGUUUUUUUGCAAAAGAAAAUAUAAAUGUGUAAAUGUUGUAAUUGUUUAAUUUUCUAUUCUGGUAAUCCAUUUAGUGCUCAGUGGAUAUUCUCUUGUAUUUAUCAGUUUGUUGGAUCUCAGAGAGGGUUCACAACAAAUUUCCAAUGUUAAGUAGUUUUUG
This is a messenger RNA of Sinocyclocheilus anshuiensis, 1286 nucleotides long. Its product is annotated as histone RNA hairpin-binding protein-like. Gene Ontology annotation, molecular function: histone pre-mRNA stem-loop binding; mRNA binding. The transcript is spliced from 8 exons. Bases 86 to 901 code for a protein of 271 amino acids. Gene Ontology annotation, cellular component: histone pre-mRNA 3'end processing complex; cytoplasm. Lineage: Eukaryota; Metazoa; Chordata; Actinopteri; Cypriniformes; Cyprinidae. Gene Ontology annotation, biological process: mRNA 3'-end processing by stem-loop binding and cleavage; mRNA transport. The record is from RefSeq and is a predicted model, not a curated record.